Molecule: messenger RNA, 426 nt
Organism: Penicillium diatomitis
Lineage: Eukaryota; Fungi; Ascomycota; Eurotiomycetes; Eurotiales; Aspergillaceae
Exons: 1
Coding region: 1-426 (141 amino acids)
Source: RefSeq, a predicted model, not a curated record
AUGCCCAGCUCAACCACCUGCACGAGCAUGCCCGAGACGAAACUGGGUCGAUUUGACUACACUCAUACAGACCAGGAAUACGAAGACACAAACACGGAUUUCUCGUGUAGCGACGACGAGGUCUCGAGUCCACCUGCAGCUGCACCCACGUAUACUUACACAUACACUGACUCGGAAGAUGAGGGCCCCUACAGCUCCGACGAUCUGCUGUACCUGAUUGAUUACAUGAGCGAGGAUGGUGCUAACGUUUGUCAGAGCGAGUUUGACGACAGCUUGUGUAGUGAUGGGGGAGAAUCGCGAGGUGCAUCGCCUGCGCCUGCGCCAGCGGGUGAUGUUGAUUAUGUUCAUUUUGGGAAACGGUUGGAACAUGAUGGGGAGGGGUGGGUUUGGGAACGGCCCGAUGGGGACUUUUGGUAUGAGGGUUGA